Penicillium olsonii is the source of this 408-nucleotide messenger RNA. Lineage: Eukaryota; Fungi; Ascomycota; Eurotiomycetes; Eurotiales; Aspergillaceae. The record is from the annotation of a GenBank genome assembly.
AUGUCCCAAUUUCUCACCUACCUGCCCCCUUUUGAGGGCAUCCUUCCCAAAUGGCUCGUUUUUGUCUCCGUUGUCUCCGCCCUUAACAGCCUGCAAGCCUACUGCUCAACCCAAUAUACCUCUCAACUCUACAGUAAUGGCCAAGUCCCUGCUAGCCCUCUGUCUGGUCGCGUUUUUGGAACCUGGACUUUCCUGUCCGCGGUCAUUCGCAUGACGGCCGCUUACAACAUUGACAACCCUGUUGCGUACAACCUCGCGAUGUGGACCUACGGAAUCGCGCUGACACACUUUGUCGGAGAGCUCAUUGUCGGAAACGCUUCUCUGAAGGGUCGCUUCCUGAGCCCCUUGAUUGUUGCCUCAGCUUCGCUCGCUUGGAUGAUCACCCAGCGCGAGGCAUACCUCGCUUAA